This is a messenger RNA of Cylicocyclus nassatus, 678 nucleotides long. NCBI's taxonomy places the organism in Eukaryota, Metazoa, Nematoda, Chromadorea, Rhabditida, Strongylidae. The record is from the annotation of a GenBank genome assembly.
GUGAUGUUCGUCAUGUGUCCGCAUACCGAACCCAGUCAUCACGAUAUGAUGUGCACCAUCGAUAUUGAUCCAGAUAGUGAAACUUAUUGUCAGGUUCUAUCAAGGCUUGAUUUCCCGAAUUUCGGUGAUGAAGUGCAUCACUGUGGCUGGAACACUUGUUCAUCAUGUCAUAAUGAUCCUUCAGCGAAGAGGUCGCAUUUGGUAUUACCGUGCCUGAAUAGCGAUCGUAUCUACGUGGUAAACGUUCAAGAUCCACGAAAGCUAGACUUAGAAGUGACAAUCGAGCCCGCACUUCUUCAUGACUAUAAUGUCUCCAUGCCACAUACAGCACAUUGCACAGCUGCUGGUGACGUCAUCAUAAGUACGCUUGGUGAUGCAAAUGGAAAUAAUAAAGGGAAUUUUUUCCUGCUUGAUGGUACCACCUUUAAACCGAGGGGAACUUACCUGGAUGAUGAAAAUACCGUACCAUUCAACUAUGAUUUCUGGUAUCAGCCCAGAAUUGACCUACUGGUCAGCACUGGAUGGGGCGGACCCAAUACGGUCAAGAAAGGAUUCCAUGCUACGGAUGUCAUGAAAGGAGACUACGGCUUUUCUGUGAAUUUGUUCAGAUGGUCAACACAUGAGAAAAUACAAAGUAUAGAAUUGCCAGAGCUUGGUGGAUCUAUGCCCUUCGAAAUA